Molecule: messenger RNA, 925 nt
Organism: Carassius auratus (goldfish)
Lineage: Eukaryota; Metazoa; Chordata; Actinopteri; Cypriniformes; Cyprinidae
Product: AP-3 complex subunit sigma-1-like
Exons: 6
Coding region: 121-702 (193 amino acids)
Biological process (GO): intracellular protein transport; Golgi to vacuole transport
Cellular component (GO): membrane coat; AP-3 adaptor complex
Source: RefSeq, a predicted model, not a curated record
UCUCACGCGCUCUUCCGCUCUGGUGUGCUCCUGAGUGUCAGACUGCUGUUAUUAGUUAUUGAUUAUUGAUUAUUGGAAUAUCAGUCUGUAACGCUGACAACUCCAGCCGCAGCGGGGAACAUGAUAAAAGCAAUUUUGAUCUUUAAUAAUCAUGGCAAACCACGACUGUCAAAAUUCUACGAGCAUUACACCGAAGACACAGAGCAGCAGAUCAUCAGAGAAACCUUUCAUCUGGUGUCCAAAAGAGACGAGAACGUCUGCAACUUCCUGGAGGGAGGACUGCUGAUCGGCGGCUCGGAGAACAAGCUGAUCUACAGACACUACGCCACGCUGUACUUCGUGUUCUGUGUGGAUUCGUCCGAGAGCGAGCUGGGCAUUCUGGACCUGAUCCAGGUGUUCGUGGAGACGCUGGACAAAUGCUUUGAGAACGUGUGUGAGCUGGACCUGAUCUUUCACAUGGAUAAGGUGCACAACAUCCUGGCGGAGAUGGUGAUGGGGGGCAUGGUUCUGGAGACCAACAUGAGUGAGAUCUCGACGCAGGCGGAGGCACACAGCAAGAUGGAGAAGUCUGAGGCUGGGAUCGCAGGGGCUCCGGCUCGUGCCGUGUCGGCCGUGAAGAACAUGAACCUGCCAGAGAUGCCCAAGAACAUCAACAUCGGGGACAUCAGCAUCAAAGUGCCAAACCUGUCGUCUUUUAAAUAGUGACCGCUGCUCGUCUCUGAAACGGUUCACCAGAAUCACACAGACCUCGUGUUCAUCACAGACGGAGAGGCACGGAGCGAGGAAUGAAGUGUUAGAUGCUUCAGUCCUCGGUGUCUCGCUGCCGUGUUGGAGGUCGUGAGUGUGUGUGCGUGUGUGAGUGUGUGUGUAUGCAUGUGUGUGUGUGUGUGUGUAUAUGCAUGUGUGUGUUUGUGUGUGUGUGUGU